Neoarthrinium moseri is the source of this 351-nucleotide messenger RNA. RefSeq lists its product as uncharacterized. The record is from RefSeq and is a predicted model, not a curated record. The transcript is spliced from 2 exons. Gene Ontology annotation, molecular function: hydrolase activity, hydrolyzing O-glycosyl compounds. NCBI's taxonomy places the organism in Eukaryota, Fungi, Ascomycota, Sordariomycetes, Amphisphaeriales, Apiosporaceae. The coding region runs from base 1 to 351 and encodes 116 amino acids. Gene Ontology annotation, biological process: carbohydrate metabolic process.
AUGGGUCUAAAGCUAGGUCUUAAUGGAGAUGCAAGCACGUUUGCGAGCGACGGCUACCCUAGCAGUGAAGGAUACGAGGAGAAGGACGCACAGCUGCUCGCAGCUUGGGGCAUCGGUUACUGGAACGUGUGGACAUGGGUCGCUUCGGUCGGCAAUAGUUGGAGAAUGGGCGUUGCCAAUUGGGGCACGUGGGCGGAUGUUGUCAGCAUCGCCAGCACGGCAGGGCCGAUUGCCUUGUACGCGAGCCGCGGUGCUUUCAACGAUUUCGACAUGAUGGCAUACUUUUUUUUCCCUCUCAUGCAGGGCAAAUCUUAUUAUCUCGAUUUGAACACCUUUACAGAUCAUUGGUAA